AUGGAUUUAUCCAAACUUCCCGAUUAUCGACGACACCUUUCUAACCAAGACGCUGACAGACGGGAGAAAGUUAGCAAUACAAGAUCAAAGUCCUACCAUCAUGUUCACCAUCCACAUGUUAGACAUAAAGUUCUGACUUCUAUGUCAGAACCCAUAAUCACUGACUACACACAAGGACAGUUAGUGAAUAAUAACCACCAAACCCAGUAUGUUAAUGGUGCUAGUGUAAAUGCGCCAAAACAAAAUCCCUCUCUCUCUCUCUCUCUCUUCUCUCUCUCUUCUCUUUCCCCCCUCUCUCUCUUUCAUUUCCCCUCUCUCUCUCUUUCAUUCCCCCUCUCUCUCUUUCAUUCCCCCUCUCUCUUUCUUCCCCUCUUCCCCCUCUCUCCUCUCUCUUCUUUCCUCUCUUUUCCCCUCUUCUCCUCUCUCUUCCCCUCUCUCUCUCUUCCCCCUCUUCUCUCUCUCUCUUCUCCCUCUUUUCUUCUCUCUUCCCCCUCUCCUCUUCUCUCUCUUCCCCCCUCUUUUCUCUUCUCUCUCUUCCCCCCUCUUUUCUCUUCUCUCUCUUCCCCCCUUUUCUCUUCUCUCUCUUCCCCCCUCUCUUCUCUCUCUUCCCCCCUCUUCUCUCUUCUCUCUCUUCCCCCUCUUUUCUUCUCUCUCUUCCCCCUCUUUUCUCUUCCCCCCUCUUUCUCUCUCUUCCCCCUCUUUUCUCUCUCUUCCCCUCUCUUUCCCCUCUUCCCCCCUUUUCUCUUCUCUCUCUUCCCCCCUCUUUUCUCUUCUCUUUUUCCCUCUUUCUUCCCUUCUCCCCCCCUUUUUCUCUCUUCCCCCUUUUCUCUCUCUCUCUCCCCCCCUGUCAAUUUGUCAAUUUGCAUAUCAAACUGUCUUGAUAGGACAUUUGUGAAGUCUGGAAGCUCCCUUUUCGCUACUCGCAAAGUGGGUCCUCUUUAUCGUAAAUACUGUGAUACAGACAAUUGUGGCUUUGUUUAUGGCUCUAAAAACAUUGAAUUUGGUAAUUCCAAGAAAGUUACACAUUCAGAAAGCAGUUUCUCUGAAAUAUGGCAAGAUGGGGUUAAACAACUUGGAAUUCAAAAACCAAACCCCGAGAUGGCUUCCCGUCCUGAAAUUAGAGUCUUGAAUGAAAGCUAUGUGACGUCGGCCCUAGUUGCAGAUGACUUACCUUCAUCCUCUAAAUCCCUGUUUGGCACAAAAUCAAAUGGGAUGGAAAAGGUAGGCCAAGUUUCAGCGGCACUGCCUCCAGCAGGGAGUUCCACUGUUGCUGCUUCUUGGAAAAACUAUCAUAUGGGCAUUGCGAAUCCUGCCACUGAGCAUAAUGGAAACCGGUUUGUGGAAAACUAUGCAACGUCUAAUCACAAAAAUGACUUUGAUAAUGAGAAUUCUCAUCCAGAAACAGGGACUCGGGAAAUUAGCAUGAAGCUGAACAUGGCUUUAAAGAAAUAUGAUGGCUUGGACAAACUUAGAGAGAAGAUUAAAAGACAACAAUUGGCUAGCAAAGAUUCUCUUGGCUUAUGGCCACAUCAUGUUGAAAACACUGAUUCCUAUGGCAACAAUGCUAAUAGUAGUCCUGCCAUGAUGGAAGAGGAACCUCACACACCUGUACGAAAGGUAUCUUAUCAUUGUGGACAGCAUAUUGCAGACGAAGAAAAUGAAAGACGUGUAAAAGUGCGAAAAAUUUCCACAAGUGUCCCAUCUCCAUCAUAUAAAGGUUUUACUGAUCUUAAAGGAAAACCUCGUAACAAAAGCAGCAAUGCCACUAGUAAACUCAAGCCGAAACUUAAAGAGACAAAUAUGGAGUCCAAAAUCAACGAUAAAAUCCUAACCUCAUCAUCAUCAACAACAACCACCACCUCUGAUAAAUGUGAUAGCAAAACAAAUGUGAGUGAGCCUGUAAAUGAUAAAAACAAAUCUCGACGAAAAGAUCUGAUUACCCCUUCAUCGUGGCGAGAAGGUCAAGAAAUUAUUCGUCGUGUGCUGGGGCCUCCUCCAAAAAUCCCUGCUGCAAAACCAAAGUCAUUUGUUGACAAUCCAGAAGAAAUUAAUCUUGAAGAGAGCAAACUCACAGUUGGUGCCCGCCAAAUGCUUAAAGAUUUACAACUUAAUAAAAACUUAGAGGCAAAUAAUGCCACAAGUUUAGUUGAAGAGAUAGACAAGAUCCCACCAGAACCCAAACUUGACUCUAAGCCGAUGGUGAAACUGUUUCCUCAUGCAGUAAAAAGAAAGCCAACAAAAGUAACAGAACCUGAUAAGCAAGCCAAGGUGCGUCAUUAUAAUUCAGAAGAAGUCAGGAAGUUUAUAGCCAAGAAAAAAGAUGAGCGUUUACGAAAAGCUAAAGAAGACAAAAUGGCAAUGGUAAACCAAUGUAUGAAACGUCAAGAAAUGUUGCAGGAAGUUUAUCGUAAGCAGAGAGAAGCAACAGCAGCUCAGAGGAGAGAUGGCAGCAGUUCCAGGUGUAAAUCCGUCAAUGAUUGUACAAAAUCUGACUUCAAAGAUCGACCUGCAUUUGAUGUGGAUCUUUCUGGUGGUGGAAGUAGUGAUUUGCAUCUCAGCUUUAGUGAUGCCAGUUCAACAUUGACUACAAAUUCUCAUGAUAGUUCCACACAUCAGAUAACAUCUCAUGCUGAAAGUUCUCCAGCAGUGCUGCCAAUGAAAAGUUCUUCAUUUAAUGGAAGUGUUCCUGUUACUCGCACAUAUCCACGUCCUAUGAGCCAGAUUCUUGAGCAGAAUUUCUCUUCCUGGAAAACCAAUCAUCCAACUGUUGCUGUUUCUUCUAUAGAUCUUUUAUCCUCUGUUCCAAAGUCUGAUCCUGCUUCAUAUUUGGGACAAAUUGAAUUGAGUAAUAGGCGUCGCAUCAUGGAUAUACAUUCCUCAGCUGCUACACUUACAAAUAAACUUAGGGAAAUAUACAGACAAACUUCUGUUUCCGAUUCCAUGCCACAAACUGAAGAAUGUUAUUCUCCUUCAGUUGAUAUUUUGUCUGGAACUGGCCCUACUUAUGUUGGUACUCCAUUGGAUAAUGAUCUGCCAGGUGUUCAGAGCUUGAGAUUAAAAGCACAGGAAAUUUAUGAGAAAAAGGAACAGGAUGCAGCCACAAGAAUACAGGCAGUUUACAGAGGUUAUACUGUUCGAAAGAAUCUUAAGUGGCAAUAUUUAACUGGACUGCCUGACAUAGAAGAUCAGGCAACAUCAGGUUUCCAAACUAAUUCUUACCAAGAAAAAUCAGAUAAUACAUCUUUUGUAGACUGUGGUUUAGCAGUAAAUUCACCUGACUUUGGAAAAACUCCUAAAUUUAAGAGUUUGAUUCAUCAAUAUUUGACUGAUCAGCAAAGGGAUAGUCAGAAUCAUGCAUCUUUUACAAAUGACAUAAAAGAACACAAAUACCAGCCACGAUCCUCGACUCUUUAUCCAAAAUGUCCAUGGAAAGAUACGACGUCUGAUCAGUUCAGUAUUGUUAAUAUAUUUACAUCCAAGUACAAAGAUUUAAUUAAAACAGACUCUGAUCAUUCAUCGGAUGCAGUUGAGAAGCACAUUGCUAAAUUGCAUUCUCCUGCUGUGUCUCCAAUCAGUUCAAAUGGCAGCAACAAGACACUGGCACCACAGCUAUCUGUAAAUUUACCAAAGCAUAACUAUACUGGACUAUCAUCUAACGUGGGAAAGCCUGUUAAAGCUGAUAUCUGUUUAGAGGCAAAAGAAAAUGUCGUCGGUAUUCAGUCAGAGAAGAAAGAUGAAGCUUUAUCAGAUGCUGAAGUACUUGCUCAUGUCCCAUCAGAAACUGUAUCUAGCCAUUUUGAUGCAACAAGAAGCAAAUCCUCUCGUAAGUCUGGCAACCAAAGAGGAAUGUCUGCUCGGAAGAAAUUAAAUCUUUUCAAAGCUUCUUCCAAAUCUGUAAAUGUUGAUUCUCAUACAGAUACCAGUUUGCAGUCUUUUAGUGAAGACAGUGAAAUUGAUAAUCGUUCAACCAGUGAAGCCCCAUUACAGAGUCAGUCUACCUUGGGUGAUUCUACUGAUUCUGAUGUAUCCAGUUUGUUAAAUGAUCAAACAAAGACAUGUGCAAAUCACUCUUAUUCCAGGCUUUCCAGUUAUUCACAUCACCGAGGGAAAGAUACUGCUGGCCCCAACAUGGCCAGCAAACGCUAUGCUCCAAGCACAUUGCCUAUGAGAUUGCGUGCUGAACUUUACAACUUUGAACAGACUGUAGAAACUGUUUCUCUUGCUCAACAGGAAACCUUUUCUUUAGGACAAAUAUUCCAGAACCAGCAGCAGAAACAGGACCAAGAGCUACAUUACUGGGACCGUCUAAAACAUGCAGUGAAUCUAUUAGAUGGGAAAACUUCUGGUCCAACAUCACAAAUGCCUGAACAUUCGGAAGCCCUUAUGUCUGGCGAUCAGUCAUUUUCUCUGAAAAGUAUCACCGCUCACGAAGAGAAGAAUACUUUGGCAAAGCAUCAAGCUGAGUCACUUUCAACACAAACUCAUGCUGCAAAAGUCAUUCCAAGCACAAUGGAGAAUCUAAGUAAUUCAGAUAUAAGUGAAUCUUCGUAUAGCCACAGCCAUGCUAAACACUUGAAUUCUGCCGCAGGGAAAUAUUCUCCAACUUCUACUUCACAAACAGAAUCAAAACGCCGUUCACACCGUAAAAAUUUGCAUCACUCAUCUCAUCAUGAAAGUCAGCAUAGUGAUGAAAGUAGCAGCAGCAAUAGCAGGUGUUCAGUGAAGACUGCCAGUGAUGUAAGGGUUGGUGAGGAAAUGUCUGAUAGUAUCACUGAAGACAUUUCUGAUGGUUCCAUCAUUGAGGCUAGUUCUGUGAGCAUGUCUGCUUCCAAACAGUCUUGGCAUUCCAGCAAGCAGAGAAUAUCUAAGGAAGCCUGGAAAGUACAAUUAGAAGAAGAGAAACAUAGAGCUCAAAAAGAGGAUGCUAUUUGGCAGAGUAAAUUGAAGGAAGUUCAAGAGAAGUUGAAUAGUCUUCAACAUCCAUUGAUUAAGAAAGAGUUAGAUGAAGUGCUUCCAGAAUUAGUCAAAAGAAAAUUAGUUGUUCUUGAGGAAGUGCCUCGAAUGAUGGCUGAACUUCAGGAAUUAACUGACAAACAAGAAGCAUUAAGGAAAGAACAUUAUAAGAAAGUUAAAUCACUACUAAAAUCUCAGGCUAACUCUGAAAGCAGAAACAGAGACAGCAGUAAAUCUGACUCUGAAAUUUAUGGUCCUUCAAAAAGGACAAAAGGACGUGGAUCCAGCCUGGAACAUGGCAGCAUGAGUGAUAUGUAUGUAUCAAAGCAGAAGUGCCUUGCUGAGAAAAAGUUGGAGAUUCAAGCUUUGGAGAAGAGAUUGCAGCACGAGGAGAAAUAUUUGCACAAGUUGAAGAAGGAAACUUUGAAGAAAUGCAAUGAACCACAUGCAAACAGCAGCAGCAUUAAAGGUUCAAUAAAAGAGGAUCUCUCAGAACACAGGGACAGACAUAAUUCUAGAAGAUGCCUUGAUAACUAUUCCCAUUCAAGUGAUCAUUCAAUUUCAGAGGCAUUAAAUGCUACAACUACCUCCUUACCAGCAUCCCUUACUACAGGUCUGAGCAAAGGCCAUUAUCUAGUCAGUGGUGGCAAAAGCUCUAUCAGUGAGGACAUUCAAGAACAAUUUUCUCGGGCUUCAAAUCACAGCAAAUCGCAAAAGCAAUAUGCCUGUGUUAAUGAAACUUCCAUUGCAGAAGAUAUAAAUUCGCAGACAAGGAAGGAUAACUCUUCAUAUAGCAAGAAGAUUAAACCUUCUGCUUCAGAAUCUGGUGAUGAUACAGCCACCAAUGAUGAAUACAGCCGAAGUUUUGAAACUUCUAUCAGCAGCAGCUACAGGGCUUCUCCUGUUCGUCAACUUCCAAGGCCUUUAGUAGGUGCGAGAAAUGGUAGUUUGUCAUUCAAAUCGUCCAGGUCAUCCAGGUGUAGGCUUCGAGGCUCUGAGAGUGACACUGAGGAUUCUUUUCAGUCAGAAACUCUUUCAGAUGCAAGUGACAUAGAAGUAAGAAUCCGUGCUCUUUCUGAGGAUUUGAGAAAAAAAAAGAUUGAAGCUGAUAGACUUCGACAUGAAAAAAAAGCCAAAUACCGGGAAAAGCUAGAAGCACAAGAAGAAUCUCUCAUCAAACAAAUCGAGGCUUAUGACAAUUACAUUAAACAGAUUAAAGAAGAAUUACAAAAAGAACAUGAUACUUCAAGUAAAAAGGGGGUCAAACCUCAAAUAAAACAACCCAAAGUGUCAGAAUCACGUAAGUUCAAGCAAAGAUCAACUCCAGAUAUCAGCCCAGCCCAAAUGAGCAAAAGAGAUUCUACAGGGUCAAGUGCAGAUGAAACCCUGCCUACAUCGCCGUUGUCUCCAGUCAAACAUGAAUUUCAACCAGAAAUUUCUAUUUGUUCCGGAACAUUGUCACCUCGAUUUCCAGCCGCAAACAAAAGUGAUAUCAGCAAGCAGUCUUCUCCUCCACUUGCCAGCCAUCUUGUUCAGCAAAGCAGUCCUAAUGAAGUGCCUCACACGUCAACAACAGACAUUAAAACAAAGAGCAUUCCUGAAGAAUUUGAUGAAAAGACUAUUUCUUCCCCUAGGUCUGUUAGUAUCAGUGGCUUGAGUAAAAUGACCAAAGAAGCACCUUCAUCUGCUAAGGAGGUCUUGAAUUCUGCAAAAGUUGAUUCAUUGGCAAACUUGGCUUCAAGAACAUCUUCUCAGCCUAACACUGAAACUACCAAAUUAUCUAAAGAGUAUGAAAACCAGGUUGAUUCCGGACACCUUCCCACUGACAAGUCUGUACAUUUGGGUACACUUUUGUCCGAGAUUUCUGAAAGUAUCUCUGAGAAAAUUGAGUCAAUGGCUUCAUCCAGUGCCUUGUCUAAAACCAGCAACAAUGACAAAACCAUAUUGAAAUUAAAUCUAAAUGAAGAGAAUUCUUACCAACUGGCAAAUGCAGAAUCUGAGACAAAACAGAGUGAAGAUUCUGUCAAAGCAAAAGAUAAACUGGGAGACUCAACCUCAUUUUCCGAACAAUAUUCAGAAGACUUUGAAGUUGAUAAGACUGUAAGCAGCCAGCCUUCCCAAUCUUUUGAUGAGCUUGAAGAUGAUGACAAAAGUAAAGAUGAAGAAAUGAGUCAGUAUUCUCUUGAUAAGACAAUUUCAGAGGUCGAACAAGAAGAUGAGAUUAGUGAGCAAUUUUCAGUUCAUAGUGAUACCAGUGCCAGGACAUCUCCUUCGAAAUCCCUCAUUCUCUCUAAUAGUCCAAGAGGCAUCCCUGAUGGCCAAUUUGACAUUUCUGCAACCUCUUUACAUGCCAGUCCAGUUUCUUUAACUCCUGAGCAGAAUGUUUCCAAGGAAUCGACAGAUAGACUGAUUGAUUCUGAAUUGCAAGAAAACAUGGAGGGCUUAUCUUCUGUCAGCAUUGAGCCACAACCGUUAGUAGAUUCUGGAGAUGGUGUUCUUAAUAGCACAUCAAAGCAAAUUGAGAAUGUUGUUGAUGAAAUUCUCAACAAGUUUGUGUCAGAGUCAGUUUCAACAAUAUGCAAGAUAGCAGCUGGGAAAAAAGAAAAAAUGUCCAAUGUGAAGAAAGCUGCACCAGCCGUGUUGCCAAAACCAAAGAGAAAAACCUCCCCUGACCAAAGCCAGUCAGUGACCCUCCCUGUAACAGUAGCAGAAGAGAAUGACAAUGAAAAGUAUGAAUCUGCUACAAUCCUGACAUCAGAAGUCUUGACAGAAUCAAAGCCCCUAACUGAACCUGAAAAGACUAAAGAUGAUAAAUACAAGAGAAUUAAACAACAGUUAACCAAUGAACUGAUGGAAUCUCUUCUGGCAGAGUCAAUAAAAAAAGUUCUUGAUGUCAGGCAAAGGAAGAUUGAUAAUACUAAACCAGUUUCCCUUGUUAAGAGUCCUCAGGAAAUUAUUAUUGAUGAGAAAAAGAUUACAACACGAAAGAGUUCCAGUUUUGAAGUACCAGCUUUUAGUCUUGAUGACGAUCCUUUCCUUUGGAGCCUGUCACCGGAUUCUGAGUCUUCAGAUGACUUUCCACAGGCUGACAGUGAUGAGUUUGAUAAAAAUAUCCCGAGGCCACAUUCCCCUUUACCAAAUGAACCAAAGCCAUUGUUGUUGUCAGAUGAUGUUGCUGAGAAUAUUUGGUCAGAUUUGGUGCCAUACAAACCCCCACCUCCUUACCCUGGACAUGAUGCAGACCCUAAUUUAGAACUCCAGAAACUUUCAAAGGAAUUUUAUGCAGUUCCCCAAAAGCGUGAAAAGAUUAACCAACUUGUGUCAAGUGCAGUGGAAGCAUUCUGGCAGGACAGGCUCAAUGGUUGCUCCUUGAAUGACACCACGAUGCCUGACUGCUUUUUGACCGUGUCAGAUGACCUGGUCUCUGAAAUGGAUCAGGCAAGCUGCAGGUCUUACAAAAAAAUGCUUUUUGACUUAACAAAAGAAAUUAUUGAAGAAGUAUACCAAGGUGAUGACAGCCAGGGUAAUGAUGGCAACAACAACAAUCACCACCCUGCAAAGAAUUACAGCAGUCAUCCAAUGGCGAAACUCGUUCACCGCAAAUGCCAUCCUGUCAUUAAUAAAUAUUACCGCCAAAGUCGGACUCCACCCAGCAGUCCUGAAGAGCUGCAGAAAGUUGUCAAAGACGCUGUGGCUGGUCUUUUGCAAGUGGACAAUUCAGACACUGGACUUGGCUGCAGAUUGGGCAGGAUGCAGGAAUUUGACAAGUGGAAAACAUCGAAAAAGGACCAUGUGGAUCGGAUUUUGAUUCAAGAGUUGCAGGAAGAAGAGUCACAGUGGGUCGAUUAUGAUGCGGAUGUGCACGAGUUGAAAGUGCAGCUGGUCAACACUAUUUUUGAUUCUCUUAUUACGAAAACUGUUGAAACCUUCAAAAAUAUUUACAACAAACGCAACCAACGACGGCAGCAACUGCAGCAGACAGUUUAG
Molecule: messenger RNA, 8940 nt
Organism: Acanthosepion pharaonis
Lineage: Eukaryota; Metazoa; Mollusca; Cephalopoda; Sepiida; Sepiidae
Source: the annotation of a GenBank genome assembly